ACUACUCAAACAAAGUAUGUGACCUCCUGGCAGUGCAACUGCUUGCUUCUGGCGCUGUGAUGCUUCGACAAGUCUACUUCUUCUUCUCCAAUCCACAUCAGAGCUGAAUAAUCAUCUGCACUUGCCCCGGUAUUCCAUCUGUCCCGGACACCCGGGCCGAACCCCGUCGCCAUGGACUUCGCAUCUCUCAUGUCCAAAGAGAUCGCGAAAACAAACCCCAAAUCUGAGGAUGCUCCUUCCAAGCCCACCAAGUACAUGCGGCGCGCCGAAGUGGAGGCCGAAAGGCAAAGGGCAUAUCUAGCAGAGCAGAAAGAGCUUGACGAGAAGCGCCUCGCCAGAGCUGCAGAAAAGCGCAAGCGCGACGAAGACGCCGAGGAGGAGGCACGUCUACGAGAUGAGAAGCGUCGCAGGAUGGAGGAAGACACCAGGAGACGCCGUGAAGAGGCCGCCAAGGAGGAAGAGAGAAAACGAAGGAAGCGGCUAGGACUGCCAGAACUGAGAGAGGAGGACAGCGCAGAGCCCUCCGACGAUGGCGACGGCGACGACGACCUCCCGCCCCAAGAGCUAGUCAACAAGCUGAGAGCCCUUGGCGAACCGGCGACGCUGUUUGGAGAGACACACAAGGCCCGCCUGCGGCGCUAUACGAGACUGACGACUGUCAUGACCAAGGGCCCCAUCCCGACAACGCUCCAGCUGCUAGAGGAGAAGGACAUGAAGGUCGACGGCGACAUGCCGCAGAGCAAGGAGGCCCGGAAGCUCCUCUUCCGACAACUGGCUUCCUACUUCACCAUGGUGCUCCGAGAGUGGCAGCUGGCCCUUGCCCAGGAGGAGAGGAGGGACACAUUCGAGAGCAAGGCCGCUUUCAACGCCAUGACCCAGAGUCGCGAAAACAUGGUGCCGCUGUUUCGCAAGCUUGAGAAAGGCGAUCUUGACGAUGAUAUCAUCAAACCUGUGAUCGAGAUCGUGAAGGCUGCACAGGAGAGGCGAUAUGUGGAUGCAAACGACGGCUAUCUACGCUUGAGUAUUGGAAAGGCGGCUUGGCCCAUUGGUGUCACCAUGGUGGGUAUCCACGAACGUAGCGCCAGAGAGAAGCUUCAUAACGGAGAGAGAGGACAUGUCAUGGGCGACGAGGUCACGAGGAAAUAUCUCCAAAGUAUCAAGCGUUGCCUUACCUUUGCCCAGGUAAGGUGGCCGCCGGAAGAUGUUAGACAGCUGAUGGGCUAGAUGAAUCAGAAGACCCAUGAAUAGAAGAAGCAAUUGAUCAGUCGCUGGUCAACAAUAAACCAUUGUGCUCAGCAGCUAAGAAUUGGGGGGGUUUUCCCCCCGGUACCCUGCCAGUAACGGGAAGCCAAGU
Molecule: messenger RNA, 1354 nt
Organism: Truncatella angustata
Lineage: Eukaryota; Fungi; Ascomycota; Sordariomycetes; Amphisphaeriales; Sporocadaceae
Exons: 1
Coding region: 172-1224 (350 amino acids)
Biological process (GO): generation of catalytic spliceosome for second transesterification step; RNA splicing
Cellular component (GO): U2-type post-spliceosomal complex; U4/U6 x U5 tri-snRNP complex; U5 snRNP
Source: RefSeq, a predicted model, not a curated record